Orycteropus afer afer is the source of this 1746-nucleotide messenger RNA. It is a transcript of the gene CAPN6, whose product is annotated as calpain 6. Gene Ontology annotation, cellular component: cytoplasm. Lineage: Eukaryota; Metazoa; Chordata; Mammalia; Tubulidentata; Orycteropodidae. The record is from RefSeq and is a predicted model, not a curated record. The transcript is spliced from 11 exons. Gene Ontology annotation, molecular function: calcium-dependent cysteine-type endopeptidase activity. Gene Ontology annotation, biological process: proteolysis.
AUGGGUCCUCCUUUGAAGCUCUUCAAAAACCAGAAGUACCAGGACUUGAAGCAGGCAUGCAUCAAAGAUGGAAGACUUUUCUGUGAUCCAACCUUUCUGCCUGAGAAUGAUUCUCUUUUCUACAAUCGACUACUUCCUGGAAAGGUGGUGUGGAAACGACCCCAGACAAUCCCCAACUCUAAUGAACAAGAAUGGGACCCUCGAAAACCAAAUAAAUAUGCUGGAAUAUUUCGCUUCCGUUUCUGGCAUUUUGGAGAAUGGACCGAGGUGGUGAUUGAUGAUUUGCUGCCCACCAUCAAUGGAGAUCUGGUCUUCUCUUUCUCCACCUCCAUGAAUGAGUUUUGGAAUGCUCUACUGGAAAAAGCUUAUGCAAAGCUGCUUGGCUGCUAUGAAGCCCUAGAUGGAUUGACCACCACUGAUAUCAUCGUGGACCUCACUGGCACGUUGGCUGAAACUAUUGAUAUGCAUAAGGGAAGAUACACUGAGCUUGUUGAGGAGAAGUACAAGCUGUUCAGAGAACUGUACAAAACAUUUAUCAAAGGAGGUCUGAUCUGCUGCUCCAUUGAGUCUCCCACUCAGGAAGAACAGGAAGUUGAAACUGAUUGGGGUCUACUGAAGGGCCAUACCUACACCAUGACUGAUAUUCGUAAGAUCCGUCUUGGAGAUAGACUUGUGGAGGUCUUCAGUGCUGAGAAACUGUACAUGAUUCGUCUGAGGAACCCCUUGGGAAGACAGGAAUGGAGUGGACCCUGGAGUGAAAUUUCUGAAGAAUGGCAGCAACUGACUUCAGCGGAUCGCAAGGCCCUGGGGCUUGUUAUGUCUGAUGAUGGAGAGUUUUGGAUGAGCCUGGAGGACUUUUGCCGCAACUUUCAUGAACUGAAUGUCUGCCGCAAUGUGAGCAAACCUGUUUUUGGCCGCAAGGAGCUGGAAUCAGUGAUAGGAUGCUGGACUGUCGAUGAUGAUCCCCUGAUGAACCGCUCUGGAGGAUGUUAUAACAACCGUGAUACCUUCCUGCAGAAUCCCCAGUACAUCUUCACUGUGCCUGAGGAUGGGCACAAGGUCAUCAUGUCACUGCAGCAAAAGGACCUGCGCACUUACCGCAGAAUGGGACGACCCGACAAUUACAUCAUUGGCUUUGAGCUCUUCAAGGUAAGCAUAAGCAUUUGAACUGCUGUAUGGAAAAUGAAUUUACUCUGUAAAUUUUCACCCAAAUCACAAUAUGUGCUUGUCCCAACCAUGUUCCAGCAUGGCCGCACCAGCGAGUUUCUCCUGAGAAUCUUCUCUGAAGUGCCUGUGAAGCUCAGGGAACUGACUCUGGACAUGCCCAAGAUGUCCUGCUGGAAUCUGGCUCGUGGUUACCCAAAGGUGGUUACCCAGAUCACUGUUCACAGUGCUGAGGGUUUGGAGAAGAAGUAUGCCAAUGAAACUGUAAACCCGUAUUUGGUCAUCAAGUGUGGAAAGGAGGAAGUCCGUUCUCCUGUCCAAAAGAAUACUGUGCAUGCCAUUUUUGACACACAGGCCAUUUUCUACAGAAGGACCACUGACAUUCCUAUUAUAGUACAGGUGUGGAACAAGCGAAAAUUCUGUGACCAGUUCUUGGGGCAGGUUAUUCUGGAUGCUGACCCCAGUGACUGCCGUGAACUGAAGUCUCUGUACUUGCGUAAGAAGGGUGGUCCAACUGCCAAAGUCAAGCAAGGUCAUAUCAGCUUCAAGGUUAUUUCCAGUGAUGAUCUCACUGAGCUCUAA